GAUUAUAUACCUUCUUCAACUUUUUUCCGAGCUGGUUCUCUUCUCUGAAGUACAACAGAAAAGAGGACUUCACAGCCAUGGCACCAUCUGCGAUCACCACAUUGGACGCCACGGCGACGCCGAUACACAUCAAGUCAGACAAAUCACAAGAAACAGCCGUGGAGAAGAAAAAGACCCCGUUACAAUUGAUCUCACAAGGUACCUGCCUCCCCGGAAUCCCAACAUUCGUCUCCUUCGCCGACCACAGAAAAUGGAUGCUCGAACACAUGGCCAUUACCUUCCGCGUCUUCGCCCGCAAAGGAUACACGGAAGGAAUGAGCGGGCACAUUUCUGUCCGUGAUCCUGAAAACCCUCACACAUUUUGGACGAACCCGCUCGGACGACAUUUCGGGCUAUUGAAAGCGAGCGACAUGAUCCUGGUCGACUAUGACGGCAAUGCGAUCGGUGGCAACAUGAGUCGACCGGCGAACGCGGCGGGCUUCCUCAUUCAUUCUGCGGUGCACAAGGCGAGACCUGAUGUGGUUGCUGCUUGCCAUACGCAUAGUCCCGCGGGUAAGGCGUGGAGCACAUUUGUGAAGCCAUUGGAAAUGUUGAACCAGGAUGUGACGUACUUUUACAAGGAUGCUCAGGCGGUGUACAAGGACUUCGGCGGUGUGGUCUUCACGGAAGAAGAAGGAGAGCGGCUAGCCAAUGCCCUCGGUCCCAAUGGCAAAGGCAUGAUCCUUCGCAACCAUGGUUUGCUCACAGUGGGAGGGACAGUCGACGAAGCAGCUUACUUGUACACGCUCAUGGAGAGGAGCUGCGAGAUUCAGCUCCAGGUGGAAGCGGCGGCUGCGAAUGGGUUGCCGAAGGUGUACGUGCCAGAGGAGGCUGCGCAAUACACGUAUGAGAACGCGAGCGAUCCGGAGACGCUGUAUUGGGAAUUCCAGCCGGAUCUGGAGUAUGAGGAGGAGAUGUCGGGUGGAGCGCACAAGCUUUGA
Messenger RNA from Zymoseptoria tritici IPO323, 980 nucleotides. RefSeq lists its product as uncharacterized. Gene Ontology annotation, cellular component: cytoskeleton. Gene Ontology annotation, molecular function: actin filament binding. The record is from RefSeq and is a predicted model, not a curated record. The transcript is spliced from 2 exons. Bases 78 to 980 code for a protein of 300 amino acids. Lineage: Eukaryota; Fungi; Ascomycota; Dothideomycetes; Mycosphaerellales; Mycosphaerellaceae.